Achroia grisella is the source of this 1139-nucleotide messenger RNA. RefSeq lists its product as uncharacterized. The transcript has 7 exons. The coding region runs from base 175 to 1026 and encodes 283 amino acids. Lineage: Eukaryota; Metazoa; Arthropoda; Insecta; Lepidoptera; Pyralidae. The record is from RefSeq and is a predicted model, not a curated record.
GACAUUAAAUUACAAAUAUGGCGGCUUCGGUUCUUCUCUUAGUUUGUUGUUGCUAAUGUUUAUAAAGUUAAUACACAAUUGAUACAUUUUGUUAAAUGAUAUUAUAUUAUUUUUAGAUACAACUAGGUUACCUAAACAAUAAAUUUAAAAAUGAGGUAACAAAUAAAUAGAAUCAUGUUUAAGCAACAACUCUCGCCACGUAGUGUUCACCCUUACCAGACCACUGUAGUGCCUCGGAGUGAACAACAAUUCACCUCAGCAGCACAGCAAAGGGCGAAAUAUCCGUGGGCGGAAGAUAUCAAUGUUCCAGUAUACCAAGUUACUGGAACAGAUAGCUCAACGUCAGAUAAUCCCUAUCAUGUCCCUCAGUAUUAUAAUGGAACUUUAAGAAAUUAUGGACCACCAUCCCCCGUCUAUCAAUCACCCUAUGGUGGUAACACCUGGCGAAAAUAUAAGAAAGGCGAAACAAUACAACAUGCUUCUGAUACAUACACAUUCCCACAAUGUGCAUCUGCAUUUUCCCUUCCAUUGUAUGAUGUUGAGCCACAAACAGCUGUUAGCCGAUCCCCCAUACCGCCAGUGCCAUCAGUGAGCCCAGAAGUGCCUAUAAUAGGGGCUUGUGGAGGACAUUGUCCAGGAUUUGAAUAUGUAUGCUACUAUAUUUUACAGGUAAUUUUUGUAGUAGGUAUAUUGACAGGGAUUUCAUUAUGCAUUGCUGGUAUUGUAUUGAGGCGUACAAACCGAAAUGGAGAUCUUGGAGUCUUAGUUUAUAUUGGAUGCCUCUCAUCUUGUGUAUGUGCUGUAUUGCUUGGUGUACAAUGCUGCGUACGUCGAGAAAUAAAGCAACGUAAAGUUCGGGCUAAUAUGCAUAUACCUAUGCAAUCCAUUCAGGAGCCACCAGCCACAUCUUGCCCUUUAUUGGCGUCCACAUUACCUCAUAGUCAAGUAUACAGACCGACAGUGAAUAUUUGCGCUGAAGAGGACGUCACCGGUGUACCUUGGUGGCGGCGCAUCAACAGAGACUGACUAAUUUUAAGUUUAUUUACACUUAUAUUUAUAACGGAAUUUGUAAUUUGUUUCGUAGAAAUACGGGCAGUAUCAUGAUCUUGUUAUUUUAUAAUAAACAAUGCUUUAUAUUA